This is a messenger RNA of Phaeoacremonium minimum UCRPA7, 1065 nucleotides long. RefSeq names its product putative homocitrate synthase protein. The transcript is spliced from 3 exons. Bases 1 to 1065 code for a protein of 354 amino acids. Lineage: Eukaryota; Fungi; Ascomycota; Sordariomycetes; Togniniales; Togniniaceae. The record is from RefSeq and is a predicted model, not a curated record.
AUGCCUCUCCAUCUCCUCGGCAAGAAGUCAUGGAACGUCUACAACGCAGAGAACGUGGCCCGCGUGCGCCGCGACGAGGCGGACGCCCGCGCCCGCGAGGAGGCCGCCGAGCAGCGCAUGCAGGAGGCCGAUGCGGCGCGGCGUCUGGCUAUUCUGAGAGGCGAGGAGCCCCCGCCGCUGCCGGAGCCGGAGCCGGAGCCUGAGCCAGAGGCCUACUCUUCGCGCGAUCGGAACCGCGAUCCUCUGGAGGGGCUGGGCGGCAGCGGCAGCGGCAGUGGCGGAAAAGAGCGCAGGAAGCGCAAGCGCCCCGGCGAGGACGACACGGACUUUGAGAUGCGCGUUGUCCGCGAGCGCGCUGCGGCCGGGGACAAAGCGCGCGAGGAGCUGAGUCGUGGUCAGGGCCCGGCGCAGAGCCCUGGUAAGGCGACAGACGUGGCUAUCGUGGACAGUGCCGGGCACAUUGAUCUCUUCGGCGGCCAGGCGGCCGCGUCUGCCUCUGCCUCUGCGUCUGCGGCAAAGGGCGAGAAGAACCCCGAGUAUGAGCGAGAAGCGGCCAAGAAGCGCCGCGAGCAGGAAGACCAGUACACGAUGCGCUUUGCGAACGCCGCGGGGCGGGACGGCGGGCUCGCGCGUGGUGCGGCGCCGUGGUAUAUCAAGCCUGGCGAUGGGAAAGCUAAGGAGGAAGAGGCCGAGUUUGAUGCGCCCACCAAGGACGUCUGGGGUAACGAGGAUCCGGCGCGUAAGGCGCGCUCGGCGGCGCGGCUGGAUGCGAAUGAUCCAUUGGCGAUGAUGAAGAGCGGGGCGCGCAAGGUGCGGGAGGUCGAGAAAGAGCGCAAGAGGGGGGCGGAGGAGAGGGAGAGGGAAUUGAAAGAUUUGAGACGGGAGGAAAAGAGGCGAGAGAAGCGACGGAGAAGGGAAGGGAGGAGUGAUGGUGUUGAUAUUGGCGAGCUCGACGGGUUCAACCUUGAUGCGCCGCCUAGGCCCGCGGUAGAAAAGGAAAGAGAGCGAGAUCGCAGCUCAGAGCGAAAACAUAGCAAGAACAAGGCACUUUUCCAUGAUCGUUGA